UGGCUGUGUGACCUUGGGCAAAUGCCUCCCACUCUCUGGGCUUCAAUCUCUCCCUUAGCAAAUAGAAUUCUUCCUCCUGCCCCUGGUCUUCCCCAGGUUGACCCAGUGCUCACGGAAGCUCAUAGCUAAGAGCUUCAUUUUCCAUUCAAAUUAGUUAUCACCAGCUCCAACCUGGCACAUUUUACACAGGGGAAGACUGAAGCCUUGAACGGGAAAGGGACUUACCCAAGGUCACACUGCUUGACCUGGGAAGUUCCCUUCUCUGUGUGGUGGCCACCUGGUUGAACUGAGGGAUCCUGAGUGGAGUCACCGUUUGAGGUUAAGUUCUGGGAGCCAGAGGUGUUUAGCCCACAGAAGACAACCAGGUCCCAUAUUCUCAGUACUCAGAGACCCAAGACAGCAACACAGAUUGGGAGCAGAAGGACCCCUGUAUUAUGUGCCACAGCUGAGGGCAGAAGCAGGAUCCAUGGUGGGGAUAAUUGCCAACAUUCACAACUGUCCCACCAGGAGCCCUGCUGCUUGGAGAGGGAAUGAGUCCCCUGUGCCUGGAAGUGUUCGAGCAGAAGCAGAGCACCAGGAACUUCCGCUGGGCAAAGGGAGAGUGAACCAGAUAAUCUCUAAGCUCCCAUCCCUCUGUAAGAGUCUGAGUGGAGGAGCAGCUCUUGACCCUACCUGGGUCAGGGCAAUGGGAGUUGGGGAGAGAUGAAUGGAACACCCUGAGGGCCGUGGGGCAGAGGAAGGAAUCAAAGAAGACUGAGGUGGAAAACUGCAGUUUUGAUACCUUACACCCUCCAGUUUAAGGGACACUGGAUUCUGCCUGCUUUGGGUCCACCAGGACCAUGAGCCCUCCAGUGGGUCAUGCCCCCACAACUAUCACUGCCGAGGAAGGGUAACUGGGAGCUCAGGCUCUGUCCCUGGGGCCCCGAUUUCUCAGGGUUCUUGCCCUUAUCUCUGUGUCUCUCUCAGAGCUCUCCCUGGAAUUUUCCCCGAUGUUUUUGUGAGCUAUUGUUGUCUAAGACACAUCUGAUGCUUGUGUUUCUUUCUCUAUGACUAUAUACAUCUCUUUCCAAACUACGUCUGUCUGUCCCUUGGCUGAUCUGGGCUCUGUCUCUCUCGUCUGUGUUUGCACGGCUCCUGUGUGUGUCUGAGUCUUGCUGGGUCCCUGUCUCUGGGUAUGUGACUCUCCUGCUCCUCCCCCUUCCUUCUCUUCAGCCCAGAAUCUUGUUCACUCUCCCUCUGGAUUUGUCCCUCGAUGACUCCUUCUCUCCAUCUCUGCCCUACCCCCACUCCCACGCCCCUGCGUUCUGCCCCCAGCUCUUCUUUACCUGGACUCUUUCUAAGCUGCUCUCCCGCCUCUGUCCACCCUCACCCCCACCCCCUGGCCCCCAUUGGCCAGAUCCAGGCUUCAGCAGGUUCUGUCUGUCUCCCGGGCAACGGCAUCAACAGAGGGGACAGAGGAGAGGGAGGCCAAGAAGGAGGCCGGGCCUGGUUAGGCCAUGGCCGGCCUCACUCGGCCCUCGCACUAUGGCCUCCUGGGCACCCCCGUCGAGGGUCCUGGAGGUCGGACGCCACCCCGGCCAGACUGGCGACGGCUCAGCAGCGGUGUGGGCGUGCCCCCUGGUCCAGGCAGCACCUUCCCCUUCCCCCCGCCUAACGUGCGGACCACGGUCCCCGAAAGCCUCCCCCCAGCAGCCGAGCACGACUCCCAUAUGCUGGACUUCGAUGAGGUCUUCAGUCGCUGGGAGACUUCGUCAGGCGCGGCUCACGGGCGCAAGACUCACGGGGAUGUGUACGCGCAGCCCGCCUACCCGCUCAUUCCCAGGGUCAAAAGGACGCUGGGGAUCAAGGACUUCGCAGAAAAGCUCCAGCUGCGGCCCUGUCGGUACCCCCUGACCAUGGCGUACCAGAAAAGUGAGACGCAGGAUAAGUAUCAAGGCUGGCCCAACCUGGGUCCCGAAACCAUCCGACGGUCAGGGCCCCAACCCUGGGAGCUAGCCGAUCACCACGCCCAGGGGCCCAGCCAGGCCAUGAUCCCUUCCAGCAAGAACUCCGCCCUCUCCGGGCAGCCCUUCUUCAUCCCGGAGCAGGGCGUGCUCCACCGCCACCAGCCCUAUCUGACCACCAGUGCCCGAGACUUCCGCCACUUCACCAGGAAGGAGCUGGCCAGCCACCCCCGAUACCAAACUGUCUGCGACCGGCCGCCGUUGAUGGUACUGGAGCCGCUGCGGCCCCUGCCUCGGGUGCCCCGCCUGGGCCAGGCCCAUCCGCGCGUCCCCCAUCGCGGGGCCGUGUCCCAAACCAAGGAGUCCUAUGGGACCCUCCAGCACCCGCUGCGCCUGAGUGACCGCUUCUGCCCGCUCGAGGCUCCUUGGGUGGGACCCCAAGUGCAGCCCGUGCUGGGCUUGCAGACCGUACCCCACGUCUACCGGACCGAAAACUCCCGCUACGGCAGCCCGAAGCCCGCCUUCGUCUGAACUCUGAGCUAACAGUGCUGCUGCUGCUGCUGCUGCUGCUGCAGGGAGGCUCUUGGGGAACCAGCCCCUUUCGCCCCCUGUGCAGACCCACUAAUGCCACUCUGGCUGCAGAGAUCGAUGCCUGCCCAGUAUGCGUCACCUUCAC
Dromiciops gliroides (monito del monte) is the source of this 2619-nucleotide messenger RNA. RefSeq names its product lutropin subunit beta. The record is from RefSeq and is a predicted model, not a curated record. Gene Ontology annotation, cellular component: cytoplasm; extracellular region. Lineage: Eukaryota; Metazoa; Chordata; Mammalia; Microbiotheria; Microbiotheriidae. Bases 1497 to 2474 code for a protein of 325 amino acids. Gene Ontology annotation, biological process: G protein-coupled receptor signaling pathway. Gene Ontology annotation, molecular function: hormone activity. The transcript is spliced from 6 exons.